Acipenser ruthenus (sterlet) is the source of this 1540-nucleotide messenger RNA. Its product is annotated as gamma-aminobutyric acid receptor-associated protein-like 2. The record is from RefSeq and is a predicted model, not a curated record. Gene Ontology annotation, cellular component: autophagosome membrane; autophagosome; cytosol. Gene Ontology annotation, molecular function: ubiquitin protein ligase binding. Gene Ontology annotation, biological process: cellular response to nitrogen starvation; autophagosome assembly; macroautophagy. NCBI's taxonomy places the organism in Eukaryota, Metazoa, Chordata, Actinopteri, Acipenseriformes, Acipenseridae. The transcript has 4 exons. Bases 161 to 514 code for a protein of 117 amino acids.
GAACGCACCCAGUGUUUCACCCCAUGGAGGUGACAUCAUAUCCUGGGUUGGACUCUGAAGCUGCUGUUUGCGUUUGUUACAUUGUUGUUGUUUUAGUUUAUAAGGAACAAAAUAACAGUUCGAAUUGUAUUUUUUUUUAAAGAAACAGGAGUCUGCAAAAAUGAAAUGGAUGUUUAAAGAAGACCAUUCUCUUGAACACAGAUGUGUCGAGUCGGCAAAAAUCAGAGCCAAAUACCCAGACAGGGUUCCGGUGAUUGUGGAGAAAGUGUCUGGCUCGCAGAUCGUUGAUAUUGACAAGCGAAAGUACCUGGUGCCCUCUGACAUCACGGUAGCUCAAUUCAUGUGGAUCAUCAGAAAACGCAUCCAGCUGCCCUCAGAAAAAGCGAUUUUCCUGUUUGUAGACAAAACUGUUCCUCAGUCCAGCUUGACAAUGGGACAGCUGUAUGAAAAAGAGAAAGAUGAAGAUGGAUUUCUGUAUGUGGCUUACAGCGGAGAGAACACAUUUGGCUUUUAAAUGUUUAAGCUUGGUUAGUAACCACUGCUAACCCUCUCUCGCACUUUCUUGCUGACAAGCUUGAUUGUACUAUAGAGAUAUACUGGCGUACUGAGCACUAUAUUAAUGGUAUUAUGGAUGCAUUUGUAACUUUGUUCCUAUCCCUUAUUGUAUUUAAGCUGUAUACAUCAUUAGAUUGUAAGAUUAUAUUUAAUUUUUUUUUCUGUUCUGGCUAUGAAUUGUUCUGUUAGCUGUAUUUUAUUGCAAUUGCUUGCUGUUUUUUUUUUUUUUGAGUUAUUUCUUUUGCAAAUAUAUUUAAAAUAAGUUUAAAUAUUUCGAAUGGUAAGGUAGCUGGAUGACCUAACCAAUAAAAAAAAAAUAAAAAAUAAAACUUGUUUUACUGAAAUGCUUAUUUGGUUUUAAAAUGUAUGAAGGUCAUUAAAAAGUGAAGGGAAGUGAGUUGUGGAGGGUCUAGAAUUAAUGUUCAUGUUUAAAGCUUUUGCAACCAAUUUUUAAUUAAUAGAAAUGGAGGUGUAUCUUAACAGUCUUAAUUCUGCUGCCCUUUUCUGCCAGGGGUGAUAUAUUAACCCCCUUAUUAAAUGAACUAAAUAUACUUGAACAAUACAUUGCUGCUUAAAAAGUUUGAGUCGCGAUGAGCUAUACCAUAUUAAAUGUUAUUUGCAUGUUGCAGUACAUACUAGCUAUGCCAAAUCAAUUAUGGUACCUUAAUUAGAUUACAAUAUAUUAUAUGUUAAUUUUAGUGAAUUUAAAUUCAGUAGCUCCUACCUUAAUAAUUGGAUUACAUAUUAUGUAUUUUAGAGUUGCAGGUCCAUUCCGUUCAUUAUCUCCAUUUCUGAUCUCUUCUGAAGAAUAAAAAUGUUCAUCCGAUUUGAAAUAGAGUGCUGUCAUAUUGUGGCUGCAUUCUGAUACAUAUGACAUACGUGUUAAUAAUGCUGUUGCAUCACAUGAAAAUCUGCAUUGGAAAAUGUAGUUUUUGUACAGCCCUCUGUCCAAAUAUUGUAAUAAAGAAAGUAUAUUUCACAAUCA